This is a messenger RNA of Physcomitrium patens, 3147 nucleotides long. Its product is annotated as KH domain-containing protein At5g56140. Gene Ontology annotation, molecular function: mRNA binding. Gene Ontology annotation, biological process: regulation of mRNA splicing, via spliceosome. The record is from RefSeq and is a predicted model, not a curated record. Lineage: Eukaryota; Viridiplantae; Streptophyta; Bryopsida; Funariales; Funariaceae. Gene Ontology annotation, cellular component: nucleus.
UCUUCUUCUAUUUCUUCUACUUCUUGGUGUACGGUUCCAUGAGACCCAGCCCAGCCUGGUCGCCAUAGCCAUCACCUCUCCCUCCCACAAUGGCUCCCUCUUGCUGCUGCUCCCCUUGCUCUUCCUAUUCCUCCUCUUCGCUCUUCUUUCCCUUUUCCUCCUCCCCCGUCGUCUCUGCCUCGACACCCCUACUCCUCCCCCUCCCCCUCCUCAUCAUCGCCUCUCCUUUUCAGUCAGUCAGUCCGGGUACUUGGAGGAAUUCCUCACCAAUUUUCUUCUUCCUCUUCUUUGUCUCGAAUCAUUCCGUUUUCUUCGUCUCUCAUUCCAUGCUAUAGCUCUGAACUGUUGUUGACGAAAGGCCUUUGUGCCAUCACCAACAAUGUUGACUCCUGCACCACCAGCUUGUUCUGUUGUCGCUGGGGCGUGUACCGACUGUGCCAGGACUGAGGAUUUUCAUGAGUUGGCCAGCUCUUAGUUGAACAGAAGUAGGAGUUGGAAGUGGGUGUGGGAGAAGGUUGCAGGGUGAAGCCAGGAUUCCAACGGUUGGGGGAGGAGGAGAAGGAUGGCAGGCCGCUAUAUGCACUUUUCACCAUCGGCAGGGGGCUCUCCACAACUAGUCAUUCGCUCCUCCACUGCUGCUGUUGAUCACGACAAGUAUCUGUCUGAACUGCUUGCGGAGAGACAGAAUUUGUGUCCUUUCAUGCAAGUCCUUCCCAAUUGUAGUCGUUUGUUAAAUCAAGAGAUAAUGCGAGUAACAACUCUUGUUGGGAAAUUGCCUUAUCUCGACCAGGAUGGGCUGGAUCAUAGAAGCCCUCUUCCAGUAGGCACACCUUUAAAUGACGGUGGUUCGGGGGACUUAAAUGGCUGGGGCGAAAGGCUCGUAAUACCUCAGGUAGGUUGGCAUGGGACUCCUGGCGCAUCCGCCGGGCUAAUAUUGAAGAAGACUCAACGCAUCGACAUUCCAAUUGAUAAGUACCCGAAUUAUAAUUUCGUUGGGAGGAUUUUGGGACCCCGAGGAAACUCUCUUAAACGAGUGGAGGCAACAACUGGCUGCCGUGUAUUAAUCCGUGGUCGGGGUUCCAUUAAAGACAUAGCGAAGGAAGACAAAAUGAGGGAUAAACCUGGUUUUGAGCAUUUGAAUGAACCCUUGCAUGUUUUGGUCGAGGCAGAACUUCCAGCUAAUAUCAUUGAUGUACAACUUAGUCGUGCACGGGAGAUCCUCCAUGACUUGCUCAAGCCAGUUAAUGAAUCAUUUGAUGCCGUAAAGAAGGCUCAGCUCCGUGAACUAGCUACAUUAAAUGGCGCUUUACGUGAGGAGGGUCUAGCUCAUAUGAGUGGCACAGCAUCUCCUUUCAACAAUCCAGGAAUGAAGCGUGCCAAAACUCGGCGAUAGUUUGUUAUGUAGGGUUUCAGUAUGUGCCUGUUUCUCGGUACCAUCCAGAGAAGUAACUUUGGCAAGAUUUAUCCUGUUCUUCUUCGAGGAUUCUAACAGAGGUGAUAUGGAUGGAUGAGCAACGCUGACAAAUGAACAGUAUCAAAGUGUGGCGGUACUUGGAUUUCAAGUAGGUCCAGUCAACUACUAUUACUGAUCUUUCUGAAGGAUUGACUGUAUGAUUCCUUCUUCUGCUUGUCGGAUGUGUAAUUAUCCACGAAGUGCGGGUAGUGCAGAUUUAGGCAGAUGCUGUUAUGAAAAUUGUCGGGUAGCUAUUGUCGCCGAGUUGUCUUGAAUGGCUCUGCGUUUGAGAGGCUCGAUCAGUGUCUGGACCUUGACAAACGAUUACUGAUGAUGCUUAUCGAAUAUACAUAAAUACCACUGACCAGAUGAAGGGUUAGUUGCGAUUGUAAGUUUUAUUUCGAAUUGGACUUUACAUAGGCUUUCACUUGUGAUUCGGUGUCCUGGACAGCUGUUUGCCGUCAAGAGAGAUGCUGAUACACAAUUUCUAAUCUUGGAACAUGAACUUUUGUGCCCUUAACGAAGUCAAUAACUGUCGGCAAGGAGAUAUAGUAUACUAAUAUUCGAAGCGUAAGUGGCGAGUAGUAGACUUUUAAGAGGAGCGCGUUGGCUAUCAAGGGUUUUGACUUUAACGUCGAGGACUUGGAACGGUUCUAUGCGUGAUUUACAAGUUGCGAGAGCGUGGAUUAGUUUUAAGUUGUUUUACUAUUGGAAUCUGACUAAAUGAAGCCGGUGCCUCUUCAAUGUGUGCCUUACUUAGCGUUUGCUGAAAUUUUGCUGUUGCGACUUCAAGGUACUUGCCGCUGACAUUUCUCUAAUGUUAUCCAACUGACAUGAAUCUGAGACCAAAGGAGAGUAGAAGACAAUUCAAGUUGCUUUUCAUUAGAUUACUACCAAUUGAGUUGUUUUACUAUUAUUAUUAUUAUUAUUAUUAUUAUUAUUAUUAUAAGGGUAUUUUCAUGCCCAUCGGGCUCUUUUUUGUGAAAGAUUGUUUACUGCUUGCUGCCCAUGGUCAGUUAUCGAGUUAAGUAAACGAUUCAUGUGGGACUCAUUGGUAGAUGGAGCCUUGCAAUUGUUAAGUGGUUCAUUUGCUGUUCCUGAGUUUUAUGUAGAGAAAUACUGGUUGAUGGAGUAGUUUUAGAUGCAAGUACUUGUUCAUUUGUCUCAUGAACUGUAUGCUCUUUACAGGUGCUCGGCAAUCACUAGGAGACCUCGCGGAUAUUUUUCCAGUUAUCUUUUUGAAGUAUCAAAUGGAGAUUCAGAAUCUGAACAUAACCUUCCGAAAGAGUUCGUUGUUCAUGCUAUUGUCCAGCCAAAUAAUUCCUGAAGCUGCCUGUAGCAAGGUGUACGUAAUGUUCUAUUUGGUUAGUUCAAAAUUCAUUUGCCUAAAAUUUUGCAAUGCUAAGUUUUCUUCUGGUGAGAACCUUGCAUAGUUGAGAUGAACAUAUUGAUAGGCACCAUUUUAUUGUCCUCUUUAGUUUUGGUUUCGUCCUUGAAGAUUUAUCACCUUUCUUCUUUUUACGCAUCAUCAUGGAAUUUGAAUAUUCCUACACAGCUUGGCUUCUCCAUACGUGUCUUUGUGCAGUUCUCCGCAUGCACAACUAAUGAGUCUAUAGUCUUGCUUUACCAGCCAACAGUCUUGUGUUCAGUUUUCUGAACCUAUAGCUUUAUUGGAUGAGACCUCGUUUCGAUCA